Messenger RNA from Punica granatum (pomegranate), 1186 nucleotides. NCBI's taxonomy places the organism in Eukaryota, Viridiplantae, Streptophyta, Magnoliopsida, Myrtales, Lythraceae. The record is from RefSeq and is a predicted model, not a curated record.
CCUUGAACCAUAGAACCUUGACUAAGAAAAAAACAAAGGCAUUCCAGAAAUUAAAAUUACUGACAUUUGAAAUGAAGGAAGAAGCUCAACAGAUGGAAUGGUCCAAAGCACGAGAAGUUGUUUUCAGUGUGGACCUUGUGGAAGCCGCUAAGCAGCAACUCCAAUUUCUUGCUGUCGUCAAUAGUAUCGGUAGCCUUUACAAUGGGCCUGCUCUUGAUCGUGCCAUAUACAGGUACAAAUAUUGUUGGCUUCCAUUGCUAGCAAAACAUGUGGAUUCCCCUAUAACAACAGAACCCCUAGUUGUGCCUCUCGAUUGUGAAUGGAUAUGGCACUGUUAUCGGCUCAAUCCUAUGCAAUAUAAGAUGGAUUGUGAGGAAAUUUUUGGAAAAAAUCUUGACAAUCUCAACGUCUUAUCAACUACAAAAGCAGCUUGCACAAAGCAGGCUGAAAGUAUCUGGAAUGAUAUGUAUCCAACAGAACCAUACUAUGUUCAACUCAAUUGCCACUCUUCAAUGAGCAAUGUCGGGACUAAUGUUGGAGCUCAAAGAAGCACUAACUAUGAUUUGGCUGCAGCAGUGAAGAGGCAAAGGUCUUUCUUUCAUAAGGUGUCAAAAUAUAUAAUACAAGAUGAUUGCUUCUUUGAAGAAGCAGUCCUUAAAUACAAAGCAUUUUUGCACUUGAUUAAGAGAAAGAAAGAGAGCCCCAUCAAGUUCUUCUGUGUUCCGACCGAAGACAUCGACCUCAUUUGGCAUUCGCACCAGCUUUAUCCCCUUUCUUAUAGUAACGAUCUCAAGGCAAUACUUGGAAAGAUAGUGGACCACAAUGACCGAGAUUCUUCAAGUGGUGCUAAGCUCAGGAUUGGAUUCGCACAGACCACUAAGCUCUGGGAAGAGACCUUUGGCGGAUCGUACUUAAGGGCAAGAGUGAUGCACACAUAUAUUGACCAGGUCGCUAAAUGUGGCAAGCUAUGUGUGGAAGGCUUCACAGUGUAUCGCUCAGAAGAAUAUGGGGUUGUCAUGGAGAAAUCACAAACCGAAUGCUGUGAUGGUUGUGUAGAUGGAUGAAUUAUAUACAUGGACGGAUAUCCGUCCUCUUAUAUAAAGUGCUGGUUUUUGGUCCAUCUGUGACAAGAUCAGUCUAUCAAUCAUCAAUCAAUUAAAUAAAUGAGAGGUUCUUAAUUCGUUUA